Ilex paraguariensis (yerba mate) is the source of this 3026-nucleotide messenger RNA. The record is from the annotation of a GenBank genome assembly. NCBI's taxonomy places the organism in Eukaryota, Viridiplantae, Streptophyta, Magnoliopsida, Aquifoliales, Aquifoliaceae.
CUCAAUGUGACACUAGAAACUGCUCCUGCCCAGUACAAGCAAGAGUUUGUAGAAUUUGUGCGCUUUUGUUUCUUUAUUAGUCAAUUUUUUAACAGGGUAUUAUAAUUCUGGGUUGUAGAGAGGGAAAUUCUCUCUUUCUUUCUCUGUGGUGGGUUAUUUAGGGUCUGAAUUGCAUUGGGUGGAGUAAAGUUUCCAGUUUUCCCUACUUUUUUCGGUGGAGUGAUGGUGAGGAAGCAUGGUUGGCAACUACCAGCGCACACCUUUCAGGUGGUUGCAAUCACUGUAUUUUGCUUAUUAGUUGUUGCAUUUUAUGCUUUCUUUGCUCCUUUCAUCGGAGGCCGCAUUUGGGAGUAUGCUUUGGUUGCUACAUAUUCUCCAGUGGCACUCCUUGUUUUCAUUCUUUAUGUCCGAUCUACAGCAAUUAAUCCUGCAGAUCCAGGCAUUAUGUCUAAAUUUGAUUCUGAAAUAAUAGAUAAUACCAAUACAAAGUGCGGAUUAUCAGCCAAUGAGCUGCCAAGAAAAUUUGAUGAACUCGGGACUGGUGCACAUUCUUCUCCAUCUUCUGCUUCUAGAAGUUCCAUUGCAGCAGCCAACUCUAGUACGAAAAAUUCAGUAGGAGAAGUUGGGAAAACCAAUGCACAAUUGAUGCCCCAAAAUAGAAAAUCAUCUUUUUGUAAUGGCGGAGGAAUCUUCUGUGCUAUGUUUGUAUAUGAAGAUUGCUGCAAGCAGGAUGGAGCAGCUGAACAAGAAGGCACAGCUGAAGAUGCUUUGUUCUGCACAUUGUGCAAUGCUGAGAUGCUUUCCAUGCUACAGGUACGCAAGUUCAGCAAACACUGUCGAAGUUGUGAUAAAUGUGUGGAUGGAUUUGAUCACCAUUGCCGGUGGCUCAACAAUUGUGUCGGACGAAAAAAUUAUGUAACUUUUAUAUCUCUUAUGGCCAUUAGCCUCGUUUGGCUUGUUAUUGAAGUUGGAGUUGGCAUUGCUGUUCUGGUUCGUUGUUUUGUUAAUAAGCACAUGGAGGCUGAAAUAGUUGAUAGACUAGGAAAUGGCUUCUCUCGUGCCCCAUUUGCGACUGUUGUGGCUGUGUGUACAGCUGUUUCAUUGCUGGCUUGUUUACCCUUGGGUGAACUUUUCUUUUUCCACACAAUUCUUAUUAGAAAGGGCAUUACAACCUACGAGUAUGUGGUGGCAAUGAGGGCCAUGAGCGAGGUACCAGCUGGAGCAUCUGUAGAUGAGGAACUGCCAAAUAUGAUCUAUUCUCCAACAGGUUCUGCUACAACCGGCUUUAGUGGUGGGAGUUCUCUGGGCCUGCAGUAUAAGGGAGCAUGGUGCACACCUCCUAGGGUGUUUGUGGAUUAUCAGGAGGAAGUUGCACCUCAAUUAGAACCUGGAAUGGUUCCAUCAACAGUCGAUCCAGAUGCGGCUGGAAACAAGGUAAGUAAGAUGUCCAAAAAGCCUGUUCGGAUCAGUGCCUGGAAGCUUGCAAAGUUAGAUUCCAAUGAGGCCAUGAGAGCAGCAGCAAAAGCCAGGGCAUCCUCAUCUGUACUACGUCCUGUUGACAACCAGCGGUUGCCAGAUUCUGAGCUGAGCUCCAGUGGGAACAUGAGUGUCCGAAGCAGCAUGAGUACUGACACGGGAGGAAAUAAAGACAUAAAAAAUGAAUUGCGAUUGUCUCCUUUGCGAAACUCUUUUGCUCCAAGUCAAGGUAGUCGGGAUGAAUAUGAAACUGGAACUCAGAGUGUAAGUAGCUUCAGCAGUCCAAGCCAAGUCCAUGAGGCCGUUACGCUAAGCCCUCUCCCACAAGCUCAUGGCCUAAGCCAUUUUAGUGCAGCUACUUCAGUACCUGGCUAUGUUCCAGAUUGGUCCCUAGCUUCUAGAGCUGCGUUCCCUAGUAUCAACAUUCCAUUAUCCCAAAUUUCCUCCGGGUUUGAGGAAAAGAUCAUAACAAAAGGUAGUGUUACUGAUCCAUUAUUGCACUCAGCUCCAGCUCCAGUUUCAGCACCAGUUCCAGUUGCAGCCCCAGCAACUUCUCUCCUCACAGACAUUAAACGGACAUCGGUUGUUUGGGAUCAAGAAGCCGGAAGGUACGUGUCAGUUCCUAUGUCAGCUUCAGAAGCUCGGACCAGAUCAUUACUGCAAACAGGAGUAUCGAAUCCUAAUGCAGGAUCAGGUACUAAUGAUAAGAGGCCUGCUAUUCCCCCUAAAGCACCUUCACAACCUGCAGCAAAGCUCCCGGUCCAGCAAUCCGAGAAGCUCAUGUAUACUGGGGAGUCUAUCUUCUUUGGCGGCCCGCUUUUGAGUGUUCCAAAGAGGGACAGUUCUCCAAAUGAGAGGGGCUCAGGACCAAAUGAGAGGAGCUCAGGUUUACAACAGGCCCAAGGUAGGGUGUCCUUGAACUUGAACUUGGCUCGAGAAUCAAGAUUUAGAAUGGAUGGUGCCUCAAACCAGCUUCCUGUGUUCAUUCCUCGGGUUUUUGAGCCAAAUCAUCCAUCUGGGUCUGGUCUGAAAUAGUUCAUGGCUUUGAAGUUUUUCUCUUUCCUUCUUGAAAACGGCAAGAUGAGUUCUAAUGGGAGCUGCAUUUGAUGGUAAGAGUGCUUUAUGAUAAUCACCAACAAUCUUAUUAUCCUUAUCAAUCAUUUGCUUCUGCAUGAAGAGUGACUCCUCCCCCACUAGAAUGAAAAGAAUAAGUGGGGAGUGCGAGGGGGAGAGAGAAUGUGUAUUUUAUCAGGAUGUACGUAACGAUAAUAUCACAUUAUUAUCAUUUUUUUCUACAGUAUUUUCAUGUUUACACUGACUAAUCUCUCGAGUUCAGAUAUUGACCAUGGUAGCUCCAGCGGAGGUUUAAAACACGUUCCUUUUAGGAACAAUGGUGAAUGACUCUGAGAGGGUAUAGGAAGUGUUUGCAUCUUAGAUUUUUGGGUUAUUAGAGGUUUGGUUCAAGCACUAAACUACCACUAAGGGUUAUAUUAUUAUCAGUUGGACAUAGUGAAGUCUAUAUAUUCAAUUUGAUGGUUAUUUAAUGUGAU